Geodia barretti is the source of this 276-nucleotide messenger RNA. NCBI's taxonomy places the organism in Eukaryota, Metazoa, Porifera, Demospongiae, Tetractinellida, Geodiidae. The record is from the annotation of a GenBank genome assembly.
AUGCUUUGCAGCAAUGACAGUCUUUCAGGUGUCCUGCUUACUGUGUCUGGCUCUGGCUUGUCGGUGUCUGGUCCUGGAGUCUGGCCUUUGGCUGCUGCGGCUGCUGCCUCUACUGGUGACGUCUUGUCUUCCUCUUCCGGCUCUCGCAGCUCAAACUUGAACACCACCAGCUCCGAGACCUUGUCCAGAAUGACUUGUGGGUCGAUGAACACCACUUCGGGGAGGAUGUCGCGGAAGUAAAACAUGAGGCUCCAGUUGUGGAAGAAGUCUAGGGCU